AUGGAAAAGAUCAACCCACUGCUUCAUCCACCCUGGAGUACAAAAGAACCCAGAGAAGCAGCCUUAAGACGGGUCGGUGCCCCGUCAGGACGCAUAAGAGAAGAAGCAGCGGACAACUUCCAAAUACUCCUGCAAUCCAUCCCUAAUAACGAUAUUAUAAUCUACUCAGAUGAAUCCAAAUUAGAAAAUGGCCAAACAGGUGGUGGUUAUGUUGGUUUCCAAGCUGGCUCCCAAUUCCUGUUAAAAGCUGCGAUGACACACUCUACUGCCCAAUGCUCACCAAACCUGUGGAUAUGCCUUGACAACCUUGAGGUCGCUAUCCAACUCCUCUCCUUAUCUAUAGGCUCCUCUCAAGCCGUCUUCGAGUCAUUCAACACACUUGCCGCUACCUGGCCAUCAAGAAGGAGACUCCUCCAAAUUGAGAGUGGGGCAGUCCGAAUCCGCUGGGUCCCAGGACAUGCCAACAUCCCUGGAAAUGAAGCAGCAGACUGCGCUGCCAAAGAGGGCGCGGGAAAAACCGUCCCUACCUCCCACCCAUGGUCAUAUACAGCAUUUAAGCGACAUACCAAAUCACAAGCUGCCUCAAGAGCACAGACGUAUUGGCAGUCAGCGGCCCCGCAGGCCUAUCAAGAUCUUGAAAUCACCACCUUUUCAAGAUGCCCACUAGAACUCCAGCUUCCCCGCCAUAUCUUAGGACGAAUCCUUGCAGCACGCACAAAACAUAGAGACUUCGCAGACUACCAUGAACGGUUCAACCAUACAGAUGCCCAUCUCACGUGCCGAUGCGGCGCAAGAAAGUCCCCAAUCCACUUUAUCUUCUGCCAGAUCGCAAAGAGGAAGGCUCCAAGAUUCCCUGGACAUCCUUCGGAAGUCAUUCCUUUCCUCCUGGGCACCCCAAAGGGCGCCACCAAACUAGCCAAAUGGCUCACGGAGACCCGAUUCUUCGAGGAUAUCUGCCCUCGAAGGCCCCCUCUUAGCACAUAA
Messenger RNA from Talaromyces stipitatus ATCC 10500, 984 nucleotides. RefSeq lists its product as uncharacterized. The record is from RefSeq and is a predicted model, not a curated record. The transcript is spliced from 2 exons. Gene Ontology annotation, molecular function: nucleic acid binding. Bases 1 to 984 code for a protein of 327 amino acids. NCBI's taxonomy places the organism in Eukaryota, Fungi, Ascomycota, Eurotiomycetes, Eurotiales, Trichocomaceae.